Molecule: messenger RNA, 949 nt
Organism: Tympanuchus pallidicinctus (lesser prairie-chicken)
Lineage: Eukaryota; Metazoa; Chordata; Aves; Galliformes; Phasianidae
Gene: IL12A
Product: interleukin 12A
Exons: 5
Coding region: 58-672 (204 amino acids)
Biological process (GO): immune response
Cellular component (GO): extracellular region
Molecular function (GO): interleukin-12 receptor binding; growth factor activity
Source: RefSeq, a predicted model, not a curated record
AGCAGCGCAGCCCCUGCAGCAGCCACCGAUCCCAUAUCAGUUUCAUCGGGCAGAGGCAUGGCAGAGCACAGCAUCAGGAGCAGGGCAGCAUGGCUGAGGGUCGGGCACUGGGUGCUGCCGGCUUUGCUCUGCCUCCUGCUGCCAUCCACGUGGGCGCUGCCUCCUCCUCCUGCCCACAACCUGACCAAGGGACUCAACUGCUCCAGGACACUGCUGGCCGCUGCCAACGAGGCACUCCUGCAAGUGCAGAAACAGGGAGUGCUGGGAUUUGAAUGCACCCUUGAAGAGGUUGAUCUUGAAGAUGUCACCAACAGCCAAAUCAACACAAUAAAAUCCUGCACAUCUGAGGAUCCAGGGGCUGGAAACUGUCCAGUACUGGAAAGUUCUACUUUAGAUACGAGCAAAUGCCUGCGGGGGAUCUACGAAGAUCUGAAAACCUACAAGGCAGAGCUGAGGAACCUCAAGGAUCUGAGGGUGCUGACAUCCAUUGACGACAUGAUGCAAGUCCUGCAGCCCCGCAGCCCGGCCGCGCCGCAGCCCUCGCCCAGCACCAUCCUUGGCUCCUUCCAGGGCCGCAUGCGGCUCUGCGGGGUCCUGCACGCCUUCUGCCUGCGUGCCGUCACCAUCAGCAGGAUGCUGGGCUACCUGAGUGCCCUCACUGCAGAGACAUAAGAAGGAAACGCAGCAGCACGGCCGCCCUGCUGUACAGUUACUGAUAAACCACGUUCUGCUGUCGGUGCCUUCGGAGCUAGAGCCUCCAACUUCUAAGCACGGGGACAAUAGGCUGUAUUUCUCAGACCACCAAAUGCUCAGCUGUUAUUUGUCUUCAGAGUUUUAUUCAUUCAAUUGUAAGCUCCUGAAUCGGAUAUUUAUAAUAAUCCUGGUUUAUUUAUGAUGGUGCUCCUUAUUUAUUCUAUUUAUUGCCUAAUAAAAUUGAAGUUGACAUAAA